Messenger RNA from Silurus meridionalis, 2323 nucleotides. It is a transcript of the gene fndc7a, whose product is annotated as fibronectin type III domain containing 7a. The transcript is spliced from 11 exons. Gene Ontology annotation, molecular function: protein binding. The record is from RefSeq and is a predicted model, not a curated record. The coding region runs from base 77 to 2323 and encodes 748 amino acids. Lineage: Eukaryota; Metazoa; Chordata; Actinopteri; Siluriformes; Siluridae.
UUGGAGCAGACAGUCUGACGCAAGCUCCUACAAACUGACUGCUACGUCAAAAAACCCACUUCAGCAGCUUGUGUUCAUGCAGUUCAGUAGUAGCACAAUAAUGGGCUCUGUAAACUCACUCUCCCCAAAUACUGUGUACACAAUGCGUGUGGAGGCUAUGGACAGCUCAAUGAAUGUACUGAGCAGUGCAGAGAUCAAGGAGACAACAGCACCCGAGGUUCCUUCCAUUAUGCAGGCUUACUCCAACCACAGUGACAGCAUGAUAGUGGAAUUUGGCCAGGUGUCAGGUGCCACUGCAUACAUCCUGCGGGCAGAGAAUGAUGAAGGCUUCUUUUCAGAGAGUGUUGUGUAUGGCUCACCAGGUACCAUACUCAACCUGAGGGCCUACACUGAUUAUAAACUUAGUGUCAUAUCAAGGAACAGUGGUGGCCGUAGCCAGCCCUCAUGGCCAGUCCAUGCCAGGACAGUGGUUGCUGCCCCAACACUGCGCUCUGUGUCACCCACUGAGGACACAAUUGUUGCAAGCUGGGAUCCCGUGGAACAUGCAGUUCAGUACACACUGAAUAUCAUGACUGAAUCAAACACUCAGUUCCAGAUAAAUACCUCCCAGACCAACAUGACAUUUACCAGUCUAGAUCCAGGGGUCACUUACUGCAUCAAGGCGAUAGCCUGGGACUCCAACAGCAUCCCUGGAGAUGAUAUAAACAUCUAUCAGAUCACCCGUCCCCCUGUUCCUGCAGGUGUGCAGGUUUCAUUGACCCUGAAAAGAAUCAUAGGACUAAUUGUUUAUUGGGAGGUUGUACGUAGUGCAAGCCUCUAUUUUGUCCUAAGUUCCAUGGGGCAGAACUGUACCUCCAUGGGAGACCCAUUCUGCAUUAUCACCUCCAUAGGAUGCAGUGAGAAUCAUACGCUCACCGUCAUGGCUGAGAACCAAGCUGGUCCCAGCAGUCCAUCACAGCCACAGGACCUGCUCACCUUCCCUUGCCCUCCAGACGCAGUGAAGGUAGAUGAGCCCUCUUUAGGGAACUGUUCGGUGACAUGGACCAGGGAGCCAUGGGUGGAGUACUACAUUGUGUAUGUAUUUAGAGAUGAUGGAGCAGAGGAGCAACACAACACCACAAACACUAUCUACUUUUUUCAAUGUGAAUGUGGCUACACCUACAUGACUACAGUUUUUGCCUAUAAUGUGGCUGGUGUCAGCCCUCCAGGACCAAUUCUCAACUAUACAACUGUUCCCUGCUGUCCAAAGAAUGUUAACGUCACUCUUAUUUCGACUGAGACACUGGAGGUCACAUGGCUAGCAGUGCGUGGAGCAGAGCUAUAUGAGACAGUGGCGGCAGAUGAAUCAAACACACUGCACUGCAGUGACACUGUGCCCGUUUGUGCCCUAUCUGACUUAACCUGCAACAGCCUGUACAGUGUUGUAAUCAGACCCUGCAAUGAGAUACGUGGUUGUAACAACACCUGCACACCAAACAUACAGGAAACAGCCCCAUGUUCCCCUGAGGCCCUAAACCUCACCCAGGUCAACAGCUCUACUGUGCAGGUACACUGGAGGGAUACCAACAAACAAGCCAAUUACACUGUGAAUGCGUUUGGCAAUGCCAGCACUCUUACUUGCUCAUCUACCAGUACUUCUUGUAGCAUUAUCAACCUGCCUUGUGGAGCUACUUAUGAGGUCAGCGCAUAUGCCACCACCAUUGUAGGGCGAAGUUUGCCCAGCUAUAGCAUCACAUUGGAAACAGGACCCUGCUGUCCUGUGAAUCUCAGUGUGGAACAGGUGACACAGUCAAUGACCAUUGUGAAGUGGUCAACUUCCAUCGGAGCCUGGUUUUAUAUCACCUCGCUUUCAUCACCACGAGGUUAUGCUAAGUGUCAUACCAUGGACACGCAUUGUUUAAUGGGAUGCAUCACAUGUGGCACCAGCUACAAUGUUUCAGUAGAGGUUAUAAGCAUUACGGGACACAAGUCUUUAUGCAGCUAUCAUGGAUUUUCUUCCAGCACUUGUUGUCCUUCAAGUGUGAGGCUGUACCGGAUGGCCAAUAGCACACUUCGUGUGUCAUGGAGAGGUUCUGAUAGUGUCAAUGGGUACUUAGCUGAAAUGUACAGCAACAGUGCCAAUUACACAUGCAGGCCAGUGCUGGGAGUCAACUCAUGUGACAUGGACAGUGUACUGUGUGGAUACACCUACUCUGUGGUGGUCGCACCAUUCACACUCCAAGGUUCUAAAGUCCCAUUCUGCCCCAGGAAACUAUAUUCUGUUUCCUGUGUUGGCAGCAGUGCUGGGAUAGUUACUUAUCGUGGAAAAAGGAAUGUGGAUUAG